AUGCGGUUUCCCUUACCAUAUGGCAUUGGAGAAGACCCUCAUUCAAGCAACUCGGAUGAAAACGUUCUCUGUGAGGCUGGCACACACGCAUGGAUUGAGCAAAAUUGCGCAACUGUUCCUAUACCUCGGCUAUGUGGGCUCGGACUUUCGAAUGGAAGAACAUUCACCUUGCGUGAUAAUUUACCUACGCUCAUUCGUGCUGAAGAGCGUUUGCGUCGCUCAGUACUACCAAUGUCUGGCUACCCACCUUUGGGAAAACCGUAUUUAUUGAUCGAAUACAUCGAUCCAUCACGAGGCAAAUCGCUCUCUGAAACCUGGAAAGAAGGACGCCAUGACACCGAACUUCGCAGCAAUUUCUUCCAUAGCUUGUCACGCGUCAUUUUGGCUCUGGCCCGAACCCCAUUGCCCAAGAUUGGCUCAUUUACGCUCGAUGGCGAUGGAUAUCUGAUCUUGAGCAAUCGUCUUCUUACCAUGCAGAUUCAACAACUAGAGAAUGAACCCAUCCCAGCUGGUCUGCCGCGAAACCUGACCUACGCGUCUGUUGACGCCCAUAUUUGCGACAGACUUGCGUUCCACGAAAGUCGACUCAGGCGUCAGCCUAACGCAAUCAUUGACAUACCAGAUGGUGCUUAUUAA
Messenger RNA from Penicillium diatomitis, 636 nucleotides. RefSeq lists its product as uncharacterized. The record is from RefSeq and is a predicted model, not a curated record. Lineage: Eukaryota; Fungi; Ascomycota; Eurotiomycetes; Eurotiales; Aspergillaceae. The transcript has 3 exons. The coding region runs from base 1 to 636 and encodes 211 amino acids.